Messenger RNA from Cricetulus griseus (Chinese hamster), 1133 nucleotides. The record is from RefSeq and is a predicted model, not a curated record. NCBI's taxonomy places the organism in Eukaryota, Metazoa, Chordata, Mammalia, Rodentia, Cricetidae.
AAUCUAUGGGCUGUCUCUUCACUUCCAGGCCGUCACUCAAAGGGGGUAGCAAAGACAGUAACAAAGCAAAGAGUGGAGUCCCAUUUUGACCUUGAGCUUAGGGCAGCUGUGAUGCACGAUAUUCUGGACAUGAUGCCUGAAGGCAUCAAACAGAAUAAGGCCCGAACAAUUCUGCAGCACCUCAGUGAAGCCUGGCGCUGCUGGAAGGCCAACAUUCCCUGGAAGGUCCCAGGCCUGCCAACACCUAUAGAGAAUAUGAUUCUUCGGUAUGUUAAGGCCAAGGCUGAUUGGUGGACCAAUACUGCUCACUACAACCGUGAACGAAUCCGCCGUGGGGCCACUGUAGACAAGACUGUUUGCAAAAAGAACCUGGGCCGCCUCACCCGCCUGUACCUGAAGGCAGAACAGGAACGGCAGCACAAUUACCUGAAGGAUGGGCCUUACAUUACAGCAGAAGAAGCAGUGGCUGUGUAUACUACCACUGUGCAUUGGUUGGAAAGCCGUAGAUUCUCUCCCAUCCCAUUCCCUCCACUCUCCUACAAGCAUGACACCAAGUUGCUCAUCCUAGCUCUGGAACGCCUCAAGGAAGCUUAUAGUGUGAAGUCUAGGUUAAACCAGUCUCAGAGGGAAGAGCUGGGUCUGAUCGAGCAAGCCUAUGACAACCCCCAUGAGGCUUUGUCCCGCAUCAAGCGUCACCUCCUCACGCAGAGAGCCUUUAAGGAAGUAGGCAUUGAGUUUAUGGAUCUCUAUAGCCACCUGGUGCCAGUGUAUGACGUGGAGCCCCUGGAGAAAAUAACUGAUGCCUACCUGGACCAAUACCUGUGGUAUGAAGCAGAUAAGCGCCGUCUUUUCCCACCCUGGAUCAAGCCUGCCGACACGGAGCCGCCUCCACUGCUCGUUUACAAGUGGUGCCAAGGUAAACUUCGCUGCAGUUCCCACCCAGCAGAGAAAGGUGAUUCUGUCCAUGUAAAAACUCUGACCCAGGCUGCACAUUCAGUUUGCUCUCUUUGCGUGGUAAGAAUGAGUGCUAUUGCCUGGCACUGGUGGCACACACCUACAAUCCCAGCUUACAGGAGGCUGAGGCAGGCAGAUUGAUGAGAUCAAGGCCAGCCUGGUCUACAAAGCAAGUUCCA